CUUGCUUGUGGCGCUCUUCCCACCUCUGUUCGGUGAACCCGGAUUUUAAAUAUCGCCAAUUCAAAUCAGUAUUCCACUGACUUUGAAAAAUUACCAAAAAACAUUUUCUUAAAGAUAACAGGUGUCCCCCGGAAUUCCCCGAAGUAUACCGAAUAUUCAAAUCUGUUUUAAAGACUGAGUAACUGUUUGUUUAGUCACGUAAAAUGAUUACUAAAUAACCCGGAUUAAAAAAAAAGCCUUGAGAAAUUUUGAUUAUUGUGCCUGGAGCUUUGUGGGUGUCAUCGAGUGAGAACUUGAAGCUACCGGAAACACCUUCGCUCUAAAUUGCAGACAGCGACAACGACGUGUCACAGAUAGAAUAUAGCAGGUCUAUAUGAGGACGGAUAUUGCGGCUUCGUGAUCGUUACAUGCUUCAUCGUUAUUUGCAUGUUCUAAUUGGCCGUGGUGAAGAGUCUACCUUCCUCUUUGUCCCUGAUCCAGGAAGUGACAGAUAAUACCCUGGAAGGACGAGGAGAAACUACCGAGUCCAUGAGAUACCCGCGUGAAAAGAUUUUCGGAUGAUGCCUCAAUUCGAAGCGCCGGGCUUCGGCUGCAUAACGAUGAUGAUCCUGAUCACUCUUAUUGGACUCCUGGCUGUUAGCAAUGGUGAAAUGGAUGAAAAAUCUACUGAGACAACUCAGACGACGAUUAGCCCGAAUUAUACAGAGAGUACAUCACCAAUGACGAUAAACUCAGAUAAGGUGGAGGGACAUCUCAUGGACGAUCUUCUACCAGGAACUAGACCACCUGCACUUGGUGUAAUUUUUGUGGAUGUACCUGCCAAUAUAGAAACUGACUUGGGUGCUUCUGUAUUAUUAUCCUGUAGAACUGCAUAUCCUGUAACUGAAUGUCAGUGGUCUUGGCAGCCUCUGCCUCCGACGCAUCUUCCACUUCCAGAUAUUAAUGACAGUUCGAUUGUUCCUACAUUAAGUACAACUUCGGUAAUCACGACAACGACGCAAUCUUUAGCAGUUCGACAGUUUCCUGCUUUCGGAAACAAUAGCAAUGAUUGUUCGGUGCGAUUUUCGAGCACAAAACAUGAGCAAACAGGAUACUGGACAUGUGCUGCUAGAACCUCUGAUAAUGACCCAUUCAUCAGCACAUCGCCAGCGAGAUUGAGCAUUGUUAAUGUUAAUCAAGAAUUGCCAAUUAUUUUCGAAAAUCAAGAUACUGCAAUAGAAGCACCUGCCGGAUCGUCUGCACAGAUAUUGUGCCGAACAAUGACCCCUGUUCGCGAGUGUCAGUGGUCUUGGCGCCAGUUGAACCAGUCACAACCUUGGAAUCUCGAGGUGAAGAAGUUCCCGGCCUUCGGGAAUGAGAGCAACGAGUGCAGCAUCAAGUUCAAGAACAUUCUACAAGAACAAGAGGGUUUCUGGACCUGUGCUGCUCGUACAAACUCCAGCACCUCUUUUGUCCAAGCAAACCCUAUUCGAUUACUCAUCUCUGAAGUCGAAUUUGUACAACUUUCUCGUGGAAUACAAAUAGCAGCAGGUGAGACUGUGUUCUUACGAUGUCUGGUGAAUAAACCAGUGGUUCAAUGUGAAUGGUCCUGGAAGCCUUCGAACUCGAGCAAAGAUCCAACAGUGGUGAAGAAGUUCACUCCCAGCAAAGAUGCAGAUCAUGAUUGUUCUGUCAAGUUCAAGAAUGUCCUCUAUGAAGAAGAAGGAUUGUGGACAUGUGGUGUUCGUCUUUCAACAAAUGGCAUUCUGCACGAGGCACCUCCUGCCACAGUGACACUUUUGCCCUCUGGCAAGGUGAACUUUGUGGAAACACCGGAAGAUACGUCGGUGCAAAUUGGCACGGAGGCCACAUUGAAAUGUGUGACUAAUGGCCGUGUCGAAAAAUGUGCCUGGAGUUGGAGGCCUUUAAGCGGAAGUGAAGAUGAGGUCACUAUCCACGAAUUCCCAAGCAAGGGAGAGGUUGGGCGGGAUUGUAGCCUAAAUCUGCCCCGGGUCUAUGCUAAAGAACAGGGUUUCUGGAGCUGUCAUGUUUCAAUCCCUGGAAUCAACACCAUGCUAUCUUCUUCUUCUGCGAAGCUCACCAUGUACGAACAAGAGGAUGUGGACUUCUCCGAACUUUCCAAGGACAUUCAAAUAUCAUCUGGAGGAAGUGUUCAGCUCCGAUGUGUGACAUCGUCAGCAGUUGAACAAUGUCGAUGGUCGCUGACGCCGGUGAAUUCCAACACGACAGUAGUGGUGAAACAAUUUCCUCCAGCUGGAGCUGAAGCCAGAGACUGCAGUGUGAGACUGAGCCAUGCCCUUGCUGAACAGGAAGGCCUCUGGACCUGUGGUGCCAAAAGUCGAAGUCGUCCAAACUACACUGAUGCAUCCCCAGCCAAGUUGAGCCUCCUUGAACCAGAACCUGUGACAGUGACACUUUGGGCUGCUCAUCAUCAGGCAGUAACUUUGGCAUGCAAAAUUGGCCCAGUUCCACCAAAAACUCAGUGUCAGUGGAUUCAUGGAUUGGAGGUUCUUACAAAGAAGAAAAACGAUAGUUCUUCAAUCCAAAAUAAAUACUACAUGAUAAUGGAACACGCUGAUGGUGUCUGUACUCUUCAUUUUGUGCCUGGACCUUCCGAUUUCGGACAAUGGAAAUGUAAAUUCUUGUUGACAACUGAAGACCUUACACUGGAACUUGGAAAUGAUAGUCUCCUAUUAUUGGAAGAAUUAGAUGAUAAAAAAUUGGGGUGGCUCGUAGGUGCCUUAACAGUAUUGAUUUUGUUUUUAACAAUCACAAUAGUUGUUUUAGUAGUUUGUAAAGGCCGAUUCUUCGGAGGAAAGUUACCAGCAAUGUUGGAGACUAUUUCUCCAAGUGAAAAGAAGAGGAAUGAUGCUUUAUCUAAAAAUCAUUACUCCGAACCAAUAAAAAUACAAGAAAUCGAUCCAAGUCCUUUAAGUGUUAGACACAUUUUGCCAAAUCGAAGUCCAUACCUUCAUGAAAAGGUCCAAAGACCCACUUCGCCAAAACCAAAAGUUUACGAAAACACAUUAAAAGUACCAUAAGUCCAAAUUCAUGUUUAAUUGUCAAGUCAAAACACAAAUACCUCAUACCCUGCUGAAAAAUUUUGAUAGGAUUUGAUAAAAAAAUUCAUUCUAAUUAAAUUAAAAUAAUUAAAUGUUAAUCGCCCAAUACUUGUAUCAAAUCCUAUCUUCCAGAAUCUUGGAAGUUUUUAUCUAACUCUAUCUGUCAAGAAAUCUAGAAAUAUUAUACUUUUCUAUCGCCAUUCUCUCAUUCAGAGUCAAUUAAAUCUUUCUUGCACAAGAUUCGUAUCAAAUCCUAUGUUGGAGAACUUUGGAAGUUUUUAUCUAUCUCUAUCUGUUCAGAAAUGUUAUAAUUUUCUAUGAUGAUUUUUCUAUUGAAACUCUAUUAAAUCUUAUCUCCCACCAUAGUUGUAUCUAAUCCUAUUCUCCAGAAUCUGGAAGAUUUCUAUCGAAUUCUACUUCUCGAAAAAUCGUAUACAUUUUAACCAAGAAUCUUGACCGGGAAACCCGGAAGUGACCGGGAAUUUACUUCUGAUCGCAGUAAAAUUCAAGUUUUCAUCAUAUUAAUAAUUUUGGUCAAUUUAGAAAAGUGAUUCUUACUUUAUUUACAGUCAUAGAUUUUUCAGAUUGUUUCAAUUUAUUCUAAU
Molecule: messenger RNA, 3667 nt
Organism: Belonocnema kinseyi
Lineage: Eukaryota; Metazoa; Arthropoda; Insecta; Hymenoptera; Cynipidae
Exons: 11
Coding region: 558-3041 (827 amino acids)
Source: RefSeq, a predicted model, not a curated record